AAUUUGUCAGCAAUGACAAUAAUAAACAUAGAAGCUGUUUGCGAAAGACGGCUUUCCUGCAUGUUGUUUGUUGUGUUUUCAAAAUUUACUUCCAAAUGGAACCUCUCUACUUAAAAGCAUGCCGAAUGUGCAUGUGCUAUAGACAUCUUAAACCAUUGGAUUCGGAAAUGGUACGAAAAAUAGGAUCCUGCUUCGGUAUAAUGAUCAACCUUGAGGAUAGAACGUUACCCCUCGGUAUCUGUCGAAAAUGUACAAAAAAAGUUAUCCAGGCCAAGAAAUAUCGCGAUUUCUAUCUGUCAGUGCAGACGAAGCUGUUUGUAAAACGCUCAAACUACUUUCUUCGUAUAGACCGACAACCAUUGGUUGAAGUUAUUUUGAGGCGGAAUGAAUCUCCACGAUACAUCUAUCCUUCGGGCCGGCGAGUACAAGACAGAAUGCGGGAGGAAAAGCGAACAAAAGCCCGACCAAGCUCGGAAAGCAAAACAGACCCUCAGAACAAUGCAUCUGGAAACAUUAAUGCUUCAGUGAAUAGAUUACAAUCUCCCAGCACUUCUUGUGCCAUUGCAACAAGCCAUUGUCGCCCAGAAGUAGAAUCGACUGCUGUUCCUCGUCAACGUACAACCUCAACUGAUGAAGUUCCUAACCAAAGCCAUUCGCCUUCCCCUGUACUUAAUUCAAAUACUCCGCCUCCCGCUGCUGUUACAUUAGAUGUAACCACACCUGAGGAGGUGACAAUGAACGGUUUGGACGAUCCAGCAGUUAAGGAGGACUUCGAAGCAACCGAAAACGAUAACAAUUCGGAAAAAGAAUCUUUUUCUAUUGAAAAAUUGGAAACAGAAUCAGACAUCCAAUCGCAAGAUGAUACGGAAAAUGUUGAUGAUUCGGCCACGUUUUAUGAGGAGCAGAAAAUCUAUGCCACCGAAGAGUUGGAGGAAGUACUUCAAGAUCAAAACAUGGAAGAUCCCGAGGAACAUAUGGAAGCAGAGUAUCUUAAUCAACACGAGCUUAGCGCUGGGGAUGGCUUAGAUUCGGAACACCAUCUGACACAGGAACAGUACGAUUCGACUGAAAUAGAAGUGCUAGAAGCAAGUGAAACAAUUGAAUCCGUCAUUCCCGGCAAUGAAAAUACUGGUUAUAAUGUUCAAGAUACACGGCGACGCAGGCGAAGUAAAAUCUCGGGUAGAGAACUUUACAAGUCGCUGCUGACUGAAUGCAACAUAUGCGGUAAAAUGAUUGAACGCAACCGCUUAGAGGGGCACAUCAAUCGACAUUCGGGACGUCGCCCGUAUGCGUGCCACAUAGAAGGAUGUUCUUCGCGGUUUCACUGUAAGCAUGCCUGCCGUUUGCACGUUCGCUGUCGCCAUGGAUCGGAAUCGUUCACAUGUACCGAAUGUGGAAAGGUAUACAAAGCGCGGCGCGAUUUACUGGGACACAUCAGAGAAACCCAUGUUGAGCCGAGAUUUCAAUGUGACGUUUGUGGGAAAAAAUUUACAACCAGGUCUCGACUGAAGCAGCAUAGCUUUUAUCACACAGGAGAGAGGAACUAUCCGUGCCGUGUGUGCGAGAUGCGCUUUUUCAGCAAUUUUCAGCUCAAAGUUCAUAUGAGAACACAUACAAAAUCUUUCCCAUACAAGUGUUCCGUUUGCAACAAGCGCUUUCGUUAUCGUCACAUGGCAAAAGAACACAUUGUAAAAGAUCAUGGGAUAGAUAUCUCGUUGCAAAAGGAUUGGGUCAUACAGUACCCUGAACCAGAUCCGGAGGAAGUGGAGGUGAUAAACGAAGAGGAAAACAUCAUUCAAUACAACAUUCAGCGUCUCGAGGAAACAGAAGAUGAAGAUAAUACGCUGGGGGAAGGUGCAGAUUCGGCCACCGUAUCUUUGAAAAUCGAUAAUACAGACGAAUACCAGAUUCCAACCAGCAUGAACAGUUCCGAAAGGACAGCUAAUAAGGAAGCAGGUAUGAUGCGUUAAGGAUAAAAUUUGAAAAACAAGUUAUUUAAAAAUAUUAUUGAUGUAAAACAUAAGUAUAAAAUUUUUAAAAUCAUAAAAACUUAUAUUUUUACAAAAUAUACAAUUAUAUUGUAUAGUAUAGUAUAGUAUAGUACAGGAAAGUAAAGAUGUAUCCCAAUUUUAAGUAUUGAUUUAAAAAAUUCAAACAAUUUAUAGUAAAAACAUCACUCACACCUAUAAUUCAUAGCAUCUCGAGUUUCUUGCAAGGUUGAGUGCUGAUGAUUCUAGAUGAACAAUGCUUCACUGUAUAUGAAUAAUGAGUCUAAUACUAUCACUUCGUGAUAUCACAAUCGAAAACUCUCAGGGCAUUUUGCUACCACCAAAAGUCUACGCCCAUCCAUCUUCUGCAAGUCAACUCAGAUCCUGGCAUACACUGAUGAUAUAGACAUCAUUGGUAUGCGGCUCUCCGAUGUACGAUGGGAUCGAGCAGGCGGCAGAGCACCUCAGAUUGCAGAUAAACGAGGCAAAGACCAAACUGAUGGUGGCAACAUCAGCGGCCCUACCAAUAACUAAUCCAACCCUACGUAGGCGUGACGUUCAGAUAGGUGAAUGCACUUUUGAAGUUGUCCCAGAAUUCACCCGUAUGUGUGGAAAGAUAAUGCAGGAGCCGCUAUAAAGAGGGGCCAUACGAGAUGUACGUCGAGCCCAUUGUCCUGCAGCGUAUCAAGCUUGCCAGGCGGCUGUGGGCAGGCCAUUUUGAACGCAUAUAAACGGACGACCCAGCCCGUAAAGUCUUUUUAGGCCGUCCACAAGGACAGAGGAAGCGUGGUAGGUCCAAACUGAGGUGGCAAGAUGGCGUGGAGGCGUCCAUUAAGGCCAGGAUAAUGGACUGGCAGACGAAGGCGCGAGACCGUGAGCGGUUUCGGACACUCCUGAGGCAGGCCAAGACCAAAGCGGUUAUAACGUCGGAUAAGUAAGUAAUAUCACUUAGAUAUAUAGUUUUAAAUUAAGCAAGAACUUCUCUUUUAACAACAUCACGUCAUUUUUAAUGUAACAGAACGUAAUUGAAAUUCUUCUUCUUCUUUGGCUCAACAACCGUUGUCGGUCAAGGCCUGCCUGUACCACUAAUGGGCUUUGGCUUUCAGUGACUAAUUGAUUUCCCCCCAUAGCAGGAUAGUCAAUCCUACGUAUGGCGGCACGGUCUAUUUGGGGAUCGAACCCAUGACGGGCAUGUUGUUAAGUCGUACGAGCUGACGACUCUACUACGAGACAGGCUCUAAUUGAAAUUAACUUGUCUUAAUUUCAUAAACGAUUAAUAUAAUUCAUAGACCAGGGAAUAUAAGGGAAGGCAGGUAAGGACGGACACGUUAAUGAAAAUGAUUAAAAUCUAGGGAUGUACAUAAGCAACUACCAUGGAAAUGUGCAUACUCUAUGUUACACUCAUGUUUUAUCAGAAAAUAUGUUGAUACUUGUAAGUUUUUAUCGAAUUUUAUGUUUUUUUUUUCAUGAAUUAAAAACAUGUUUUUUCGUACAGUUUUACAAUGUUCGGGUAAAACUGACACUUGAUAUGGGAUUAAUGGACACCAUGAAGGGUAAGAUCACUUGUACAAAACGUUGGAAAUUGAAAAGGUUUAUAAUAUUUUAACAUAUCGCAUUGCUUUCCACGUCUUGGUACAUACAUAAACCAAUUCUUAGCCAAUGACAACGACGGUUCAUUCAGCCGUGAAUUUAGGAAUUGUAAGCACCGCUUGCAACAUAUCGUAGAAUGCAGAAUCUACUACAAUAAAGUGUUUAUGUACCAUGUCAAGCAUCCAGAUUUUGUCCUUUGUGGCUUGUAGAUCAUCAAAAUACUCGUUACGCUUUUCACGAUCCUAUCAACUGUAUGUCCCAAUUUUUUUCAAAAAUAAAAUGUUUAAUAUUUGACCGCAUUUCCCGACCAAACCUGCACAUUAUUCUUCUCUUUGGCGUAAUGACCUACGUGGUCAUUUCGUCUUGUUCAGACUUCCAAGAUUUAGUCGUAUAUUCCUGCCUUGAUAUGGAGAGACGGUCCUGUUGUAAAUGGAUUCCGCUGCAAUGAAAUUUAACGCAGCUACUGCAAAAUCCAAACAUAACUGAAAACGAUUCAGUCGUAGUUGAAAACGAUUCAGACGUAAUUGAUUGCGAUCCAUUCUCAUGGAUUGUGAUUCAUAGCAACUGGAUGAAGAUUCAAAGGAAAGUGAGAACAGGAGAAAUUAUCUAAGUAUGUUUUGACUUGACUUCAAUGAAUGGUUUGAGGGGCUUCAAAACUGUGCACUUAGAGCAGAGUAGUAUUAGUGUAUAUUUAUCUUUACUGAACUGAUAAUAUAACUGAAAUUUAAAACCAUUCUUAAUCCAAUUUAGGCUGAUAAGUUAAUUUGAAAUACAAAUACUGGCAGAAACUAAAAUACGAAAUAGGAGUUUUUGGGAAAAAUAGAGAAUUUUUUCCCAUUUGAAGAUGUAAGCUAGUUUUACAGUUAAGUUUAUAAGUAUUAGUUAAGCUAUUUGUCUAGACUUGCGGAGGUCCGACAAUAGAUCCAAUUAAAUUAAAUUAAAUGAUGCUAACUAAAAUAUAUUAUUGCAUAACAUUCAUAAAUGCUUCAAAAUAAGUUUAUGAGCGGUGGGAGAGCGUGGCGUCAAAAUUCCCCCCAAAAAAUAAAACUCUCCACCAUUUGAAAA
This is a messenger RNA of Anopheles coluzzii, 4643 nucleotides long. Its product is annotated as transcription factor E4F1-like. Gene Ontology annotation, cellular component: nucleus. The record is from RefSeq and is a predicted model, not a curated record. The transcript is spliced from 3 exons. NCBI's taxonomy places the organism in Eukaryota, Metazoa, Arthropoda, Insecta, Diptera, Culicidae. The coding region runs from base 96 to 1970 and encodes 624 amino acids. Gene Ontology annotation, molecular function: zinc ion binding.